UUACACACACACACACACACACACACAGUCCGGCUAUAGCCCCAAAAACACACACACACCUCAUCAUUUCACCAGCAUCAAGUCACACACACACACACGCGCGCGCGCCCUCGUAGCUGAGGUGUGAGGAUACAGGAGCCGGUCCACAGACGUUACCAAACCAGAAGGUCACGUCCAUGUUCCUGCUGGCGCUUUGUCGAAACAACUUGGAAAACAGCGAUAUGCCAGUGAUUUACAGUAAUCCCAUUGGUUUGGCCGCCAAAGAGAACGCGGUUUUGAACAACCAUCUGAAGACAAACUGUGGCGCUUGGAGUUGAUUCCUCACAGUGUGGAUCCAGACUUCACCUUGUCCACGACCCCAACUGCUGUUGAAUUUGGGGGGAAAAAAAGGCUUUUACCAUGGCACACUCGACCGCUGACGGGAAUAUGGUGUGGGUGUCAGGCUCCGGAGCUGCACUAUUGAUAUUCUUGAGUCACAUGACUUCAGCGCUAGAAGUGCCCCUUGAUCCUAAAGUACUGGAAGGAUUGCCUCAGCCCCCGACUAUAACGCUGCAGUCCCCAAAAGAUUACAUCUUCGAUCCGCGGGAGAACAUCGUCAUCCACUGUGAGGCCAAGGGGAAGCCGCAUCCCUUCUUCUCCUGGACGAGAAAUGGGACCCACUUUGAUGUUGAGAAAGACUCCAAGGUCCUGAUGAAGCCCGGUUCAGGAACUCUGGUCAUUGACAUCAGUGGGGAGAAAGCGGAGGCUUACGAAGGGACGUACCAGUGUACAGCCCAUAAUGACCACGGCACGGCUGUAUCCAACAACUUUGUCAUCAGGCAGUCCAGGUCCCCCCUGUGGUCAAAGGAAAGAAAUGACGCCAUCACUGUGCAGAGAGGGGUUUCCCUGGUGCUGCAGUGCCGGCCCCCUGCUGGGCUGCCGCCUCCUCUUAUACUCUGGAUGGAUAACAACCUUCAGAAGCUCCCGCUGGAUCAGCGCGUGUCCCAGGCCCUGAACGGAGACCUGUACUUUGCCAACGUUCUCCCAGAAGACACCAGGAGCGACUACAUCUGCUACGCCCGCUUCCCUCACACACGGACCAUCCAGCAGAAACAGCCCAUUUCAGUCACUGUGCUCGACAACAGACCGGAGGGGGAGCAUCGCCCGGGUUUCAUGUUGCCUCUGGGCCCCGCUAGCACCCAGAUGGUUCUGAGAGGAGAGACUCUGGUACUGGAGUGCAUCGCUGAGGGCUUGCCCACUCCAGAGAUCUCAUGGCAGAAGGAUGGAGGCGAACUGAUGAGCAGCAGGAUUUCCUUGCACAACUUCAAAAAAAUGCUGAAGAUUUCUGAUGUGAACGAGGCUGAUGCUGGAGAUUACCGCUGCACGGCCACAAACAAACUGGGAACUGCGCACCAUGUCAUCAAGGUCACUGUUAAAGCGGCUCCUUUCUGGAUCAGUGCCCCCAGGAACCUGAUCCUCGCCCCAAAUGAGACUGGCAUUGUGACUUGUCGAGUCAAUGGAGAACCCAAGCCACAGAUUAGCUGGUUUGUCAACGGAGUCCCCAUAGCAAAUACUCCUGAGGACAAGAGUCGCAAAGUGGAGGACGACACUGUGAUCCUCAGCACUGUGCAGUCAGGAUCCAGCGCUGUCUACCAGUGUAAUGCAUCCAAUGAGUUUGGCUACCUGAUGGCCAACGCUUUUGUCAGUGUUCUUGCUGAACCACCGAGAGUGCUCACUCCACCCAACCAAGUGUACCAGGUCAUCACCAACAACCCGGCGCUCCUUCACUGCUCCUCCUUUGGCUCACCAUUACCGACCAUCACAUGGUUCAAAGACAGUCAGACCAGCGUUAAGGAUGGAGACCAGUAUGUGAUUCAUGAAAAUGGUACGCUGGAGAUCCACGUGGCCCAGCCACUAAACAGUGGAAAAUACACCUGCAUUGCCACCAACAACCUGGGGAUCAAGGAGAACCAUGUUUUCCUGGAAGUUAAAGAGCCCACACGCAUCCUGAGGCAGCCAGAGUACAAGGUGGUGCAGAGAGGAAUGAGCGCUGUGUUCGAGUGUAAAGUCAAACACGACCACUCCCUCGUUCCCACCAUGACGUGGCUGAAAGACAAUGCAGAACUGCCGGACGAUGGAAGGUUUGCGGUGGACACAGACCGUCUGAACAUCAAAGAUGUGACCAGUGAAGACGAGGGUACCUAUACCUGCAUCGUCAACACAACUCUGGACCGAGACUCAGCCAGUGCCAUGCUGACCGUUGUUGAGGCAACUCCUACUCCGGCUAUUGUCUACGAGAAACCUGACCCUCCAACUGACCUAGAAUUGACGGACCAAACAGACAGGAGUGUUCAGCUCACCUGGAUCCCUGGUGACGACCACAACAGUCCCACUCAGAAGUUCUUGAUCCAAUAUGAGGAUCUACUGCACCAGCCAGGAACCUGGAACAACCUGACUGAUGUUGCAGGCACGAGCACCACAGCACAAUUAAACCUCUCUCCGUUCGUCUACUACUCUUUCCGAGUACUGGCUCUAAAUCAUGUGGGCUACAGUGACCCCAGCCAGCCCUCGCGCCAAUACAGGACCAACCCUGCAGCUCCUGAUGAAAACCCAUCUGAUGUCCAGGUAGUAGGAACAGAACCUGGCAGCCUUGUCAUUUCCUGGACACAACUGACAGGACUCCAGUCCAAUGGACCGGGUUUGGAGUACAAAGUGCAGUGGCGACAGAAGGACACGGACACAGACUGGUCAUCGCAAAAUGUGGCCAACGACUCCAAGUUCAUCAUGACUGGAACUCCAACCUUUGUGCCGUUUGAAAUUAAAGUCCAAGCUAUAAAUGAUUAUGGCAGCGGACCUGAGCCUGAAUUAGUGGUUGGGUACUCUGGAGAAGACUUGCCACUGUCUGCACCUGAGAGCAUACAGGUCAUGGUCAAUAACGGUACACUAGCAGAAGUACACUGGGAACCUGUGUCUCCCAAUUCAGUGAGGGGGAACCUGCAGGGAUACAAGGUAUUCUACUGGCGUGAACGCGGCUUGCAUGAGACUGAGGAGGAGAAGGAUCAUAAGGAGCAGGUUUUGAUGUUCAGUGGGAACCGUAGCGAGGGGCGUCUACCAGGCCUCCAGCCUUACAGCCUCUACAAACUCUUCAUCAAGGUCUUUAACAGCAAAGGAGAUGGGCCUCCGAGCCCCAACAAGACAUUUGAGACACCUGAGGGAGUCCCAGGGUCUCCAUCUUUUCUGAACAUCGUCAGCUCCAGUUUGGACUCAAUAACUCUGGAAUGGGGUCCACCAAAAAACAGCAAUGGACGCCUUGCUGGAUAUACAUUAAAAUAUCAAGCAGUCAACAACACCAAUGAAGUGGGUCCAGCCAAAUACAUGAAUUUCCUUGCCAACGAGACCAGAAUCACUCUGGGAAAUCUGAAUGCCAGCAUGCUCUACAAGUUUUACUUAAGUGCAAAGACAAUCAAGGGCUCUGGGCACAUCAUCACUGAGGAAGGUUUCACAGUCAUGGACACAGCUCAUACUCAGCCCACAGUAGAGCCGGGCAAAGGCCCCACAGAGCCCCCUCACACAACUUCCCCCAUCACUCAGUCUCCACAUUCCCCGUUACACAAGGCACCUCCCGUAGGCCCCGUGUUUGGCACAGUUAACACGUCUGUAUCCGAAGAAGGUGCCGCGAUCAGUUGGGAAUACUCCGGACACCAUAAGAAUAUCUAUGUGGAAUAUAUUGUAGAAAACAGUAAAGAGGACUGGAAAAAGGAGUUGGUAAACGGUUCACACUCGCAUAUGAUAAAAGGUUUAAAGCCGGGGACGUCCUAUAGGGUGCGUGUGGUAGCUAGAGACCCGACUGAUGCGACAAUCCACAGCACAGACGAAGUGUUGGUUACAGUGCCAGCUGUACCCAGUCGGCAGGUAGACAUUGCCACCCAGGGCUGGUUUAUUGGACUGAUGUGUGCCAUCGCGCUUCUCAUUUUGGUCCUCCUCAUAGUGUGCUUCAUCAAGAGGAACAAAGGUGGAAAAUAUCCAGUUAAAGAGAAAGAAGAGGCUCACCAAGACCCUGAGAUCCAGCCCAUGAAGGAGGAUGAUGGGACAUUUGGAGAAUACAGUGACACAGAAGACCACAAGCCGCUGAAAGGAAGCCGGACGCCGUCCAAUGGGACGGUGCGCCGGGACGAGAGCGACGACAGCCUGGUGGACUACGGGGAGGGCGGGGACGGACAGUUCAACGAGGACGGCUCCUUCAUUGGCCAGUACAGCGGCAAGAAGGAGAAGGACACGCACGAAGGCAACGAGAGCUCGGAGGCGCCCUCGCCCGUCAACGCCAUGAACUCGUUCGUCUAAAAGGCCAGCAGCCGCCGCCGCCUUGUUGCAGUGAUCGCGCUGUGGCCACUCCUCUUGUCACCUUCGCAAAUGUGACCAUCUGACAGUGGUGACAGUUGCCAAGGUGACGGACCUCGUGGGCGCCGCCUCCUCCUCCCUAACCGCGGUAGCUGUUUGCUGUUGCUUGAGCAGUCAUGGCUACCGGUCACCGAGACUGCUGACACGCCGUCAUCUUCACCCUCCCUCGCUAACCCCCCCUGUCACACUGUGACCCCCUCUGAAUCCUGUAACACACACUCGACAUGGUAAAGACUGACACCGCCACCCUGCCACCCCCCCACGACCACUGACUGAAGGUGUGAAAAGAGGAAUGUGAGGAGAGAGCGAGAGGGAGCAAUACAGAAAAGCAGACGGAAUGUACAAUAGAGUAUUAUCACUUAGACUGAGCAGGAGUGUCGUCCUCUUUCCCACGUGUCCAAAUCUAUAUUUUAUCAAAGUACCCACAGGUAACUAAAUAUGCAUUUCGAUCACAUUCAUAAACAUCUGCAUUGACUGAAGCAUUUCACCACCAUCCUGUCUGAGCAGUGUGUUGGGACUGUACAUGGUGCACUGCUAUUGUUUUUUUUGGGGUUCUUUUUUUUUUUGUCAGUGUUAAAAUGGCAUCUAACACAUGGAGGUUCACUGGCAGCGGUGUCCACUCGGACACUGACUCGUAGUAGAAGUUGGUAUGUGGUAUGUAGAAUAACAAGUUCUGUUUUUAAGGUCAGGGCCCGUUCAUAUUUGCUCCAACCUGUUUUAUUAGGGGGGGGAAAAAAAGAGAAGUUUCACACUGAUUUGGUCGAUCCAGUGUCCCCAUCUGCGUCACUGUGCUUCCACUUUGAAUCAAAUCCACUGUGGGACCCUUUUUUUAUUUCGCAAGCUACUACCGCCCCCUAGCAUUGUCAGAACAAACUGCUACCCCCCCCCCAGAAUAGUUUCCAAUGGAAUUUCUAUUCCUUUUUAUCAGCUCCUGGCAGAAGGGAGAUGAAUGCUGUUGCAUGUAGCUUAUACUGAGAGUACAAAAAGUAGGUUCUGAAUGUUGACCCAGAACCCCUUUAGCGUGGUUUCGAGUGCCGUAGAUCCAUAGUAACAUCCCUCUUCAUGCCCAUAGAGCACACAUGAAAUGCCACUCGGGUAGAGGGAGAGGCCGUGCGAGCGGACCUUCAUUGAGAAUUAGCUCCAUGGGAUUUUGGUGACGUUUAAUAGUUUGCUAAUUAAAAUCUGGGCAACUCUAUAUGAACGCUCAGUAGUGAAACAUCUACAUAGCCUGUUUGGGUUAUGUCUGAAAAUAGCCUGACAAUAGACUUCUAAAAUUAGCCUCAACUACAGAUUGUUUUAAGGGCCUUGUUGACAAUCAUGUCAUCGUCACGCGAUUCCAUUUUUCAGGGUUAAAGCAAACAAUGUGGGGAAGCCUUAAGUCACAGCCGAUCAACACCCGAUGGGAAAAGUCCCAGGAGUUCAUUUCAAAACAUUCUCCCUUCUCAUCCCGCGGAGGAUCAGUGUUGCUCAGCAGCUCCGAACUUACUGCCAGCGUACUUGCCAGGUAACUGCCAAUGGGAACCAGACUCAACUUUGUCACGGACAGACUCCGGUAGGGGACGGAUCUUUAACUGUUACUCUGUGCACUUGGGGGGGGGGGAAAAAGGAAGGGGGUCAGAAAAAUCUGUGUAAUGAUACUGAAUGUGAAAAACAAGUGUAACCUGUUUUAUGUGAAUGGAAAACUAUUGCUUGUUACACUCCAAAUGAUAAACACACUGGUGACUUGGGUUUAUGCAUUUAACCUUAUAUCUGUGUAUAUUGUCACGAUCCAAGUGCGGCACUCAGUGAGUUUUAUAUUGCUGUAAAUGAAAGAAGUGUGUGUGUGUGCGUGCGUGUGUCAUGUGAAGCGCAUGCAUGCUACUAUGUGAAAGCGUGCGUGAUGUGUACUUUUUUUUUUUUGCUUUCGAGUUCCAUGAAUGUGUCUAUGUUUCUGAUGUGUGUCAAGCAGUCUGCACCUACACUCAGCAGGAGAAUCAAUACUUUUCUUUUCCAGGAGAACAUUUCCAUAUCCUGAAUUUAUCAUAACUUGCAUCAAGUUUUUUCGGUUUUGCAUCGUGUCGGCUUUACACAUGUAGUAGAUACUUUCUGUUUCUUUUGUAAAUAACGGCUUGAGUUGAAGCGUCGCCGUGCCGAGGUGAGAGCUUGAGCGCAAAAUGGCUUUGUGUGCAAUGAGAUCAUUUCAAGUUUUUUUGUUUUGUUUUUAAUUUGCAGUGAAAUGUUCAUUCAAUUUCUUUCCCUUUUUUUCAUCUUGUCAGGUGAAUUUGCUCGAAAUGUUUUAGCCCAUCAGGUAUCAAGAGACUAUUUAACUUGUGACUGAGCUUGUGUGACACUGUAUUGUUUCCGUCUCUGAUGAUUCAUGCACCUUUCUUUUCCCCUGUAUUGUUUUUAAUAACAAGGCACACAAUUAAGUAGGAUUUGUCAUUUCCCCCCCCAAAAAAUCAAUAAAUUCUGCUUUUAAUUCAGAACAAUAUUGGGUAUUUGAAGGCAGCAUGUUGGAAAACUGUCGUUCUAAACUAGACAACUCCUGAAACUGACUCAUCCUUUUUUUUUUUCCUUUGUUCCUGAAUGUGUGCACUUAAAAAUAAACACGACAAAUGUAAUUUGGAGCAUAUUGAGCCGGCAUGGACAGAUAAUGUAUGGGCACACUUGAGUGUGAAUCGUGGUUAAACAUGCAGUGGGAUAUGACAUUCUGGUUAAUGUUGAAGCUACACGAGAAGCAUGGAAGGCUGUCAAAGUGGUUUACUCUUUAGUAUAAUGUUGCAAAAAUAUUUUGUAUUUUAAAUGACGUUUAAAAAAAAAAGAUGAAAUAAAUGUUGGUUUCAGGA
This is a messenger RNA of Solea solea (common sole), 7202 nucleotides long. It is a transcript of the gene nrcama, whose product is annotated as neuronal cell adhesion molecule a. Lineage: Eukaryota; Metazoa; Chordata; Actinopteri; Pleuronectiformes; Soleidae. Gene Ontology annotation, biological process: cell-cell adhesion; brain development. The record is from RefSeq and is a predicted model, not a curated record. Gene Ontology annotation, molecular function: cell-cell adhesion mediator activity. Bases 400 to 4320 code for a protein of 1306 amino acids. The transcript is spliced from 33 exons.